AGCAUGCUAGCAAUGCAUUGUUAUCCAUUGACAACAUCCUAAGCUCUGCUAUGCUCAAGUCUGUUACUCUGAUUCCUGCUGGUGUUCAAGACGUUUCGAUCGCGUACCAUACAACCGACUAAUGGCAAACACAGCACAGCACUUGCUCACAUGUGUCUGCGUCCACAAUCAUGAGUGGACAGCGAAUGGAUCUGCCAGCUAUGCACGGUCGGCUCUAAGAUGGGGCAUUACGCAUUCAGACAACGCCACUUUCUUUGUUCACAAUAAUCAUCUCGUCCGGAGAGGGAUCUUCAGCGAAUUCGCCAACGAGCAGGGAGUGUGGGAUGUUGGGAAACAUGCAGCAACGUACUUUUCGGACCAGGGAGGUGCGAUGUACCAGAAGACGAUGACGAAUCGGAAUGGCUUCAUCACGUCGAAGAUGGCACUUCCGACAGGCAUGAAGUACUCGAGGGCGUUUGCGGAUGUGCAGGCGCAAGAUGUCCAGAAUGGUUCGCAGUAUGUCGUACCCGUGACUAUCGGAAGUCCCGGAGUGACCUUGAAUUUGGAUUUCGACACAGGUAGCUCGGAUCUAUGGGUAUGGUCCUCCCAAAGUAGAGGCUCGAAGGCGAAUCGCAAGAUCUAUUCACCUUCACAUUCGAGAACCGCCCAACAUGCUCAAGGACUGACGUGGAACAUCAAGUACGCGGACGGAUCUGGUGCUCAGGGCGAUGUGUACUAUGACGCAGUUACCGUGCAAGGCGUGAAGGUGUCGAACCAGGCUGUCGAGGCUGCCACGAACCUCAGCGGUGCCUUCUUAGCCGAUUCACAAAGUGACGGAUUGUUCGGCCUGGCAUUCUCAAAGAUUAACACUGUGGCGCCCACGAAACAGAAGACGCCAUUCCAGAAUAUGCUUGAUCAGAAGCUAUUAGAUCGGCCUAUUUUCACCGUCAAGCUGGAUAAGGGAGAUAGCGGGGGAUUUUAUACCUUUGGGCAUGUCAAUAGCAGUGUGCUACCCCCUGGGGUGGACAUAUGGACCACCUAUGUCGAUCCCCGCAACGGCUGGUGGGAGUUUGAGAGUCGGGCGAUUAUGAUCGGCAAGCACGAGUUUCCUAGGCCACCAGGAAAUACGGCCAUUGCAGAUACAGGUACAACAUUGAUUUUACUAGACGAUGAGAUUGUUCACUCAAUCUAUUCGGCGGUCCGUGGAGCGGUGCUCAACCAUGCUGCUGGCGGCUGGAUCGUGCCUUCCAAUGCUACUUGUCCCGACAUCUACUUUGCGUGUGGAGAUCGCUACUUCGGCAUACCCGGCGAUGACUUGAAGUUCUCAUCCUCUUCAGCAAAAGGAUACAUGUUUGGAGCCAUUCAAAGCCGAGGGAGCAACAAGCAGGACAUCUUCGGGGAUGUUUUCUUGAAGCGCGUGUAUGCUCUAUUCGACGCACGAGGAGGUACCCCAAGGAUUGGGUUCGGACAGCGCGAUUUCUACCGGGCUUGAGUCUUUUGUCCGCCGCUCCAGUUCGUUCUUGCAUCUUUCCUUUUGGGCUCCUACUCCUAAGUAAUGUUUAAUGGGGGCUUUGAAGUGUAUGAUACCCGUGUUGGAAAUAGACGCGACCGAUAUUUAAUC
Molecule: messenger RNA, 1600 nt
Organism: Dacryopinax primogenitus
Lineage: Eukaryota; Fungi; Basidiomycota; Dacrymycetes; Dacrymycetales; Dacrymycetaceae
Product: acid protease
Exons: 15
Coding region: 122-1471 (449 amino acids)
Biological process (GO): proteolysis
Molecular function (GO): aspartic-type endopeptidase activity
Source: RefSeq, a predicted model, not a curated record